UGUGUUUUACUACUUAACCCAAAUUAAAUGGAAAUCUAUAUAAAGGUGACAUAACGUUUACACUUUUGGUAAAUGAAUAACAGCCACUUAGUUCUUCAAUUCGGCGUUCAUACAAUAUGCAAUACUUAUUUCGAAAUGAUUUAAACAGUUGAUUCCGUUGUCACCCUUUCAAUGUGUUGUAUCCUUUAAUUGAUAUAUUUUUGAACGGAGUUCGUCACUCAAACUUAUCUUAAAGUGAACGCGACGGGUUGAAGGUUUUGUGGCAGUGAGCAGCGCAUUACGUUGAUAACCGGACCUGCAGGUUCUGCUUGUCCUACAAACAGACCGCUUUGCAGCUAUGAGGACGUUUGUAACGCGGAGUCAAGCCAGGCAGCUCCUGCACAACAAGUUCGUGGUGGUUCUUGGUGGCUCAGUCCAGCGCUCCAUGUACAAAGACCUGGUUCUCUUGCUUCAGAAGGAUCAGUGCUUGACUCUGUCUCAGCUCAAGUCCAAAGGGGAGUUUUCCUUUGAGCAGGACAUCCUGGUGGAGGGAGGUCGAUUAGGUCCCAUGACUAAUGGCACAGAGUACAGAGAGGUCAGACAGUACCGCUCUGACCACCACCUGCUGCGUUUCUACUUUCUGACACGGAUCUACUCACCGUACAUGGAGAGCAUCCUGGAGGACUUCAGACAAGGACUCAAACCUGACGUCAUUAUCAUCAGCUCCUGUGUCUGGGACAUCACCAGGUACGGCCUGGGGUGUCUUGAACAGUACAAAGAGAACCUCCACAAGUUCUUUAAUCAGAUUACAACCAUCGUUUGUCACGAUUGUUUCAUCCUGUGGAGUCUGGCCAUGCCGCUUGGCAAGAAGAUCAAGGGUGGAUUCUUGGUCCCUGAAGUGAGCCACUUGGGUCCCACGCUGCGUAAUGACAUAAUUGAAGCCAACUUCUACAGCGGUCGGCUGGCGGACGCCUACGGCUUGGACGUCCUCGACCUGCACUUUCACUUCCGCCUCAGCCUGCAGCACCGCAUGCCAGACGGCGUCCACUGGGACGCACUGGCCCAUCGACACAUCAGCAGCCUGCUGCUGCAGCAUGCCGCUGACGCCUGGGGAGUAGACCUGCAUGACUCGCCCUCCCCUCCAGGACAAAUGCUUCAGGGUUACCGAGAAGACUAUGGACACAAUAUCAGACCUGAGUGGCCCCGUCCAAAGCCCCUGCUGGACUCAGUACCACUCCAGAGAUGUGGCCUGAUCCAAUACCAGCAGAGUCACUUCAGAUCAGACAGAUUUCAGCUGGUUCCACCAAACUCAGGUCGAGGUUUCAGUCUCCACCCUCGUUUCCAAGCAGACGAUCACUGUAUAAGGAGGAGGAGGCCUAAAUUCAGGACUCACCCAUACCCCCCCCACCUUCCCUGGGUGACGCCAAGACACCAUGCAUAUGGAUGAGCAGAAGAAUGCAAAAUGGUGGAAGAAUUGUUCUCUUCAACCCGAGUUUGAAGGGGGAACACACAACAGAAAACAAUGUCAGGUGUAAGUAGUCUUAUUAUAUUUCUGUUUCUAUGCUUUAUGUUUUUAUAUCAUGUUUUCAGGUUGUCCGUCUGCCCCAUUCUCAUGAACGCGAUAUCUGAGGAACGCCUUGAGGGAAUUUCUUUUAGAUUUGGCACAAAUAUCAACUUGAGCUGCGUUUUGAUUAGUAGUUCCACUUCCCCUCAGCCCUUGGUAUUAUGUAACAGCAUACGUCGCACAGAGGCCACUUGGACAGCAGAGGGAAAGUGGGCAGGGGAAAUAUAUGAAACAUACCCAGCUGGAUUCUGUACAGUCUGCAGUCGUGUCAAAGUUUUUUGCUAUGGAAAAACAGACUCCUUAAUGCGACAUAAUCUGAUGUAAUGUUUAAAUACCUUUUUUAAAAAGCAAAACAAACAUGUCAGGAGAAACAGCUGGAUUUUGAAAGUAUGCAGCCAAGAAAAUUCCACCCCCUCCCUUCAAGCCUCCCUCCAAAGCCACUCCCCCAAAACACUUUUUCAUGCACAAUGAGUGGACGGGCAGAGUGCGCGCAGGUAGGUAGGUAGACAGGCAGGUAGGCUAGCGAAUCAUUUAUUCAGGCCGAAUGAAAUGAUUGGAUGGGAUUAUUACGGGCCUGUGACAGCCACAGAUUUUUUUCAUUUUUUCCCCCAGAGCAUUUGAUUUGUUGAUUGCUGUCGGGAUGUAAAGAGAAUUUCAACAAAUAACAAAAAAUGCUUCUGAAAUACAUUACCUACCCUAGCUUUGAGACGUCUCGUUUUUUCAUAAACGUGCAACUACCUGUCACAGACAACAGGGUGUUAGAAAGGAAGUCCGAGGCACAGCAUUUUUUGGCAAUUGCUGUUCCCAGCUGAUCAGGUUGUGGAGAACACAAACCAAAAUAUUAGGCUAAGCUAUGGCUCACCUGUAGUGAGUGCCUGUAGUUAACUUUAUCAUGAUGAUGAUGCACUGUUUAUCCCAUUCAAUUUCAGUAUCAAUAACAAUCAUUUCCAAAUCUGUGUCUGCUUGUAAUGUUACCAGUCUAGUAACUAGGCGUUACUAUGCACAUUCACAUGUUUGUCCCAUCAAUUAAUAAAGCUGAGUGCCCAGCAAGUAUGAGCAACCAUGUAUGCCUGAUCUUUAACAUGGAAUUCCGCUUUAUGCUGAUGAUCCUGUAAUGUUUUGGUAUGUACUUAGCAGUGGGCUACACACGCAUCACAAUAUUUCUUCAGAAGAAAAGAAAAUUAGAUUCUACUAUCCUGGUGCUCAGAGAUGUUUACAGAUUAAGUAAACUAUGACAGGCAGAGCACCGCUCUAGUCAACAAUGUUAUGGAGGGAUUUUGUCUGAAAUCGUAUCACCUAAAUGUAUACAAAACAAAUGUAGUAGUGGAUUAUAGAUGGCACUGAUCUUGAAUCUUGAAGAGUGGACAUUGAGGUCGUCGUCAAGGUGGCUCUCUUCCUUCACUCACUUUCUCAGCGAUACGCACAAGUUUUAGUCCAGCGACUGAUAUGGAGGGGUGAAAUUUGUCAGUGGCUAGUCGAGGGGAGGAUCGCAUAUUGAAAGACAACAUUUAUGGCACAUCGGCAUAUGAACAUUAGAAAACAAAUGACUUUGUCCUAACCAUUGAAGUUCUUAGUUUAUCAGGGAUUUUCAGUUAUGCAAGAGCUAUGAAACUGAACAUUUAAUUCACAGUUCUUGAAAUGUUUCCAGUCAGGUUAAAUGGCCAAUGUGGUUAUUAUUAUUAUUAUUAUUGGGGUCAUUCAGCUUCUAUGACAACACUUCCAACACACACACAUUGAUGCAACCCUCUUCAUGAAUAUAUAUAUGUCCUUUAUUGGCCACAACCAGAACAGGCACAUUAACGCCAAAAUGACACAUCUUAAGGUGUAGAAAAUCUACAUGACAUGUAUAUAAACACAAACAAGACGUUAAUUGCGCAAAUUGCAAGUUGCAUCACCACCCACAACAGGAAGACUGGAGUGUAUGACAUCAUCAUCAUCACCAGACCAAAGCCACUCACAGCAUCCACUGGGAAGAGGUCAAAGGACAUCGACCAGGAGUCAGUAGGCAACCAGGGAAGGAUCAAGGAGGACAUUCACGUCCAACACCUAAGACCAUUUUUGAACAGAGACAGGGGUUACCACCUCCCUUCAUAUACAACCACCUGCUAUCGCCUGGCUGAAGCUCCAUAUGUAAAUAACAACUGAGAAAAUAGGCACUAAGGAAGACCGUGAGAUUCGGUUGAAAGCCUGGAAAAAGCUAGUACGUGGACCUUGCGUUAAACUGGAAACAGUUUCUAUUGUCGUCUGCUGCUUCUGUUUCUGUAUUUGGUUGUUUUCUCACUUUUUCUAAAUUUGCUUGUGUUUUUUCUAUUUGCAUGUGUUUAAUUUAGUUGCCGUGCGUUGAGCUUUCAGGGCCACCGUAUUAUGGGGUAUUGAGUGUAGACUGAUCAGGGGGAAAAAAAUAUUUAAAUGAUUUUAGCUGCAACAACAAAAUGUGAAAAAAGUGAAGGGGUCUGAAUACUUUCUGAAUGCACUGUAUAAAUUGUAUAAAAAAUAAAAAUUACAGUACAAUUUCAAAACCGCAGAAUCUUCCAUAGAUAGAUCGAUAAUCUCUUAGAUCUAUAAAAGUCUUACAUAUAGCCUGCAAGAGGCCUUUAUUAAUUUAGAUAUGUAAAUUGUUUAACAGCCAAUUAUUAGUGGUGUUAUUACUGUUGUUGAUGUUACUCAUUUAAUAUUCCUUUUAACUCUUCCAAUUUAUCGUUCGUAAUCUGGUAGGGCAAGUUUGGUUGUAAGCAAAUACCAAAGAUAUUUAUUAAUAAUUUAAUCAAUAAAAUUAUUAAUAAGAUUUAAUAAUUACAGAGCACCACCCUGGGAUCAGGGACCAAACUGUGGAUGCAGUCUCAAAAAGGGGUUGUUCACUUAAAAAUGCCAAUAUUAAAUAUUAAUAUUUAAUCACUAUUUUACGUUCAUAAGGUGAACAGUGAAGGACUGAAUCUGAGAACUGACCAUCACAGCUGCUUUUACAACACAUACAUCAAUAAUCACAGGCAACUGCACUUUAAAUCUCUAAAUGAGCGUAAGGCGUGUAGGUAAAAGGAAGAGAGGAAAAGGCAAACAAAGCAAGGUACAGAAGAUUUGCUGCAGCAAGACACAAUAAUUGUCCCUUUACCACUCAGGAACCCGGCAAGCGAACUUGGAUUCAACAGUCGUGGCACUGGUCUUUUAACUGAAAGUGCAGUUAUUGGCUUCACAUGUAGUGGCAGAAAAACUAACACAAGCAAAGGCCCAAGACAAGAAAGGAAUGUGCUGUUGGGUCUUACCAUGUGUGGGGAAACAAAGAACGGCCUGUAUGUAAAAGGUAAAGCCUGAAAUAAAGGCCUGAACUGAGAAACAACGCCAAAUCCCCUCAGAUUCAUUAAGUCACACCUGAGUGUGAGGUUUAAGCUUGAAUUUCUCCUCGCUGGACGAGAAACAGACUGCUUUGUGUUGGCUAAACACAUUUUGAAUCCUGAAUGAGACUGUUAUACUCCACAUAACAAUC
Siniperca chuatsi (mandarin fish) is the source of this 5024-nucleotide messenger RNA. Its product is annotated as PC-esterase domain-containing protein 1A-like. The coding region runs from base 338 to 1426 and encodes 362 amino acids. The transcript has 10 exons. The record is from RefSeq and is a predicted model, not a curated record. NCBI's taxonomy places the organism in Eukaryota, Metazoa, Chordata, Actinopteri, Centrarchiformes, Sinipercidae.